Messenger RNA from Drosophila obscura, 655 nucleotides. RefSeq lists its product as uncharacterized. The transcript has a single exon. The record is from RefSeq and is a predicted model, not a curated record. NCBI's taxonomy places the organism in Eukaryota, Metazoa, Arthropoda, Insecta, Diptera, Drosophilidae. The coding region runs from base 114 to 527 and encodes 137 amino acids.
ACAUUUCAGUCGUUAGUCGUUUCUUUUGAGCAUUGUUUUAGUUACUUUUUACACGAGCACAAUUUAUUUUUGUAGUAUUCUUUACGAUAUUUUAUACACAAAAAUACACUAAAAUGGCGCCCAUUAUUUUUCCGGAAGUGGAUAUGCUGAGCGUAUCCAAAAACUCUGAAAAGGAGCGUGAAGCCAUUCUGGGUUUCGCCCCCAAGAUCAAACUGGUGACAGUGGACUACGCGGCCAUGGGUAGAAUCGACACCUUCUACUUGUCCUGCCAGAAGUAUCGCGACUACUACCGGGACCCCUACGACAAGCUGCACAAGCCGGAGACAUUCAAGUACCAUCAGGGGAAAUGUGCCAUCAAGCCGGAUCACAGUGUGGAGCAGCUGCGUCGCCCGAUCCAGUGGGUGCAGGAGCGCAAGCCUCUGGUCUAUCCGAUGACCUACCAGUCCACAAUGAGACUGAACACUGCGGCGGCAUCCAUGAUGGGAGGAAGCUACGACCCCAGCUCCUGCAACCGCUACAAGCGCUAGGCACAAAAACUCUGACCCCGACUUUUCUGGUGCUUUAACAGAGAGAGAGAGAGAGAGAGAUCUGAGGUUAAGCACCGCCAAAACGAUUAAAUUUAACUAACAGUCAAUAAAAAUUAAUGUAUGGCAAU